This is a messenger RNA of Oncorhynchus tshawytscha (Chinook salmon), 3949 nucleotides long. Its product is annotated as gap junction delta-2 protein-like. Lineage: Eukaryota; Metazoa; Chordata; Actinopteri; Salmoniformes; Salmonidae. Gene Ontology annotation, biological process: cell communication. The coding region runs from base 1435 to 2367 and encodes 310 amino acids. The record is from RefSeq and is a predicted model, not a curated record. The transcript is spliced from 2 exons. Gene Ontology annotation, cellular component: connexin complex.
AAGGAAGGAAGGAAGGAAGGAAGGGUGGCGGUAGAAUCCCUCAUUCCAAUAGAACAGGAGGAGAGAACCGAGACGGCACAAGGGAGGCAUUCUUGCAAGCACAAGUGAACCAGCGAUCAGACUAGCAAUCCUAGCACAUUUACCAGAUAAGCAAAUAGGGAGGGAGGAGAGAGAGAAAGAGAAAGAGAGGGGUCUGAAGGGGGGAAUGUGGCAUGCUUACGUAGUUUGACAGAGAUCGAGUGAGAGAGUGAGUGAACCAGAGAGAGUGAGAGAGUGCUGAAAGGAGAGGGAGGAACAAGGAGCGAGACCUAGAGAGAGAUAGCUAAUCAGAGAGACUGAGCUCAGAACACAAACAUAAGGAGAGGGGAAAGGAGGGAGCAAGGAGAGAGAAAGAGCAAAGAGAGGGAGAGAAGAGAGAGAUGAUGGUUUUCCAGGAGGAUAGCCACUCAUCCCUGCUCUCUGCGGCAGACAUGACUCCAGGCGGAGGACUCUGCUGGAAUUAGCCAGAGGGACGAUAGAGGACAGCAGGUCUGCAGCACCGCUGCCUAAGUGUAUGCAGCAAGGCAGCUGGUUGAGUGUGUGUGCCGGCGUUUAUUUUGUCUUUUUUUCUUUACUGUUUCUUGUAGUGAUUGGGGGUGGAGGAGCCAACCUUCCCAUGACUAUGAAUUUCAGUAAGCAAUACAGUGCAUGGCAGGAGCUUUAUGUGCAAAUGUGUCUUUACAUCAUAGUGUAGUAAAUAUAGGGAGGAUUCAGGCAGUGAAAGUCGGUCCUCGAGUUUUAGCGUGUGUGUGUGUGGCUGUGCGUGGAGGUGUGCAGAGGAGAGGUCAGCUGGGUGCAGUGUGUAGUGUGCUGGGUUAGAGGAGGCAGGGUACAGGGAAUGUACUGAACACAAUGCAAGGACAAGAGCUUCACACUGAUGGGAGGGACAUCUGAGGUACCAGGACAGCCCUGGGGGUAGGGUGGAGCACAGAGCGAGAGAGGGCAGGGAAGAGCUGGAGUGAGGGGGAGGAGGGAGAGAAGGAGAGAGAGAGCAAGAUCAUGGCUGUCACAUACAGUGAGCUAUAGCAUAGAUCUGAGUGGUGCAGCAGGGGUAAGACAAGCUUCACUACACAGGGAGGGGGAGGGAGGGAGAGAGGAGGAGAGAGGAGGAGAGGCAGACGGCACCACUCCUCUGCCAGGAAGAGAAGAGCACAACGGGACCAGACAGAGGGAGGGCACACACGUUCACCCCCACACAGUCACUCCAAUAGAGAACCAUCGGCCAGGUCAACGAGUAGAGGUCAGAAGAAGCUGGUGUGGGACGGGGGCGGAUGCGCCCCCUCUGGCUGGGGACCGUCAGGAGCGCUGAGCCCAGGAGGAGGGGGAGGAGGAGCGGGAGGAAGAGGGGGAGAGCCCCGGAGACCCGGUUCCUCCUUAGGCUGAACCUGUCUUUCAAUGACCAUGGGGGAGUGGACCAUUCUGGAGCGGCUGCUCGAGGCUGCUGUCCAGCAACAUUCUACCAUGAUUGGGAGGAUCCUGCUGACCGUAGUAGUGAUCUUCCGUAUUUUGAUAGUAGGUAUAGUGGGUGAAAAAGUCUACGAGGACGAGCAGAUAAUGUUCAUAUGCAACACUAUGCAGCCGGGCUGCAACCAGGCCUGCUACGACAAGGCCUUCCCCAUAUCCCACAUCCGCUUCUGGGUCUUCCAGAUCAUCUUGGUGUGUACGCCCAGCCUAUGCUUCAUCACCUACUCUGUGCACCAGUCCGCCAAGCAGCGUGACCGCAGUUACUCCAUGCUACACCCCUACAUAGACCACGGUCAUGCAAGUCACCACAGUCGCGGAGGCGACCACCACGCCCGCAAGCUGCGCAACAUCAACGGUAUCCUGGUGCAGAACCCCGACAGCGGCAAGGAGGAGCAGGACCUGGAGGUCAAGGAGAUCCCAAAUGUACCCCGGGGGCUCACGCAGGCCAAGAGCGCCAAGGUGCGGCGGCAGGAGGGCAUCUCCCGCUUCUACGUCAUCCAGGUGGUGUUCCGUAACGUGCUGGAGAUCGGCUUCCUGGCAGGCCAGUACUUCCUGUAUGGCUUCAACGUGCCAGGGAUGUUUGAGUGUGACCGUUACCCCUGCGUGAAGGAGGUGGAGUGUUACGUGUCACGCCCCACAGAGAAGACGGUGUUCCUGAUCUUCAUGUUUGCGGUGAGCGGCAUUUGUGUGCUGCUCAACCUGGCCGAGCUCAACCACCUGGGCUGGAGGAAGAUCAAGACGGCCGUCAGGGGUGUUCAGGCCCGCAGGAAGUCCAUCUGUGAGGUGCGUAAGAAGGACGUGUCGCAUGUGUCCCAGGCCCCCAACCUGGGCAGGACCCAGUCCAGUGAGUCAGCCUAUGUCUGACAGAGGCUCCUCCACAUGGGGGACCUGGACCUCUGGACCGAGCACAGAUUUCUCUGGGGAGGACAAACACUUAAUCCAGCUCCCCCCACCCUGAGGGGCACUAACUUUACACUGCAACAUUAUUCAGGGGUGCAGAGGGACUUCACAUGGCCAUACUGGAGGAUUAUUGGAGAGAAGAGCUUUUUGGACUCUACAGGAGAGAGAAAGUACCUAAAUGGCAGUUGAGGUACUAACUAAAGUUAGAUUUAAACUGUUGGGAGUGUUGUGCCUUCCAAGAGAACACACUGGAUAAAGAGGAGAUGGAACUAAUUACUGUAAGAAUAUGAAUUAAGGAUAGUUCAAAUUAAGAAAUAAGUCUCACAUAAAUAUAUUAUCUUUGCCUUUGUGAGAGGUCAAACAUUGUCCCUUCAUUUAUUUAAGUAUGUGUGCAUAUGCAAGAACAUAUGUGUGAGCAUGCAUGCGCAUGUGUGUGUGUGUGUGUGUGUGUGUGUGUGUGUGUGUGUGUGUGUGUGUGUGUGUGUGUGUGUGCACGCAAGAGAUAAGGCAGUGUGUAUGUCCUUUGUUCUUGCAGAGUCAGAGCAGAGACGAUGGGUGAAGUUGAGUUGCUGAGGGAAUGAAAACAUUUCUUCUUUCCGUUAUUUUCCUUCCCUGCGGCAGAUCCACUAUAAGGAGGAGCCAAGCAGAGGAGAUGCACCUUUUAUCAUCCCCUUAGAAACCCAGAAAAGAAGGCUUUAAAAUGUUUUCAAAAAUCAACACCAAAACUACACCUCAGCACAAACUGGAACCCCUGUCCCCGUCCCGUCCCCGUCCCCGCUCCCUGCACUAGCAUUCCUCCCAUAGCCCCCCCGUCCCCCUGUCCCCCUGUCCCCCCAUCCCCCCAUCGCUGUAUAAUGCAUUAUUUUAUAAGACUGACUACAGUAUGAAGCACUAAAGGAAUGAAUGGGAUUCCAACCAGCCGUUAUUCCUCCAUUACACAGGAAACAGAAGUAUUUACUCACAGAACAUUUGAACGUUUUUAACCCACAAGUUUUUGCUUUACUAUCGAAUUUGGUGCCAUAUUUCCAAGUUACUGUAAAUAAUUGAAUGUAAUAAUAAUUGCAUAAAGCCAGCUUAUUCCCCUAUGAGGCAUGGGUGGGUGAGGGAAUGGCGGUGUUGGGUUGGGUGCUGGGAUUUGGGUGGUGCUGGAGAUUAAUCAUAGAUUGCCAGCUUUAAGAAUAUAUCAUAUUAAUGUGCUCUUUGUUAAGCUUUUGUUCUAUAAUGGAAACUGUAAGUUCCAAAAAAGUAUUUUUUCCCCUCCUACGGACUUUGAAAAAGGCAUGUACUGAAGCAUUCAUAGAAUGGAUAGAUUGUGUUAUGACAUGUAAUUUAAAAAAAAGAGACUGUUUAAUUUAUUUGCAUCCUGCUCCUGUGACAUGUAAUAAUCAGCAUGUGUUAAGAUUAAAAAUGAUAUAUGAGAUGUGAACAUAGCACCCUGUAAUGGGGAUAUGGGGAGCGAAUAUUGGAUAGGCUCCAGAAUUGCAGCAAUAAUAUUAAUAUUAUAUUGCAGAAAAAAAUAAAUGAAUAAAUAUAUAAAUAUCAAAAA